Molecule: messenger RNA, 726 nt
Organism: Closterium sp. NIES-65
Lineage: Eukaryota; Viridiplantae; Streptophyta; Zygnematophyceae; Desmidiales; Closteriaceae
Source: the annotation of a GenBank genome assembly
AUGGAUGGAGAUGAUGGAGAUCGGGUGGCACCUGCAGAUCCAUUACCACCCGUGGAUGGAGAUGGGGUGAAACCUGCAGAUGCAUUACCACCCAUGGAUGGAGAUGGGGUGACACUUGCAGAUGCAUUACCUCCCAUGGAUGGAGAUGGGGUGACACCUGCAGAUGCAUUACCACCCAUAGAUGGAGAUGGGGUGACAUCUGCAGAUGCAUUACCUCCCAUUGAUGGAGAUGGGGUGACACCUGCAUGUCCAGUGCUGGCGGAGGAAUCAGCAUUCAUGCCUGUAGGGGCUAAAGUGGCGUCGGGUUGGGUAGAAUGGGUGAAGCCGGCAGGUGCUGAAGUUCCUGCUGCGGUAGCAUGGGUGAAGCCGGCAGGUGCUGAAGUUCCUGCUGCGGUAGCAUGGGUGAAGCCGGCAAGUGCUGAAAUUCCUACUGCGGUAGCAUGGGUGAAGCCGGCAGGUGCUGAAGUUCCUGCUGCGGAAGCAUGGGUGAAGCCGGCAGGUGUUGAAGUUCCUGCUGCGGUAGCAUGGGUGAAGCCGGCAAGUCCUGAAGUUCCUGCUGCGGUAGCAUGGCCGGGAGGUGCUGAUGUUCCUGCUGCAGUAGCAUCGGUGAAGCCGGCAGGUGCUGAUGUUCCUGCUGCGGUAGCAUCGAUGAAGCCGACAUGUGCUGAUGUUCCUACUGCAGUAGCAUGGGUGAAGCUGGCAGGUGCUGAUGUUCCUGCGCAGUAG